This is a messenger RNA of Cylas formicarius (sweet potato weevil), 1890 nucleotides long. RefSeq names its product tubulointerstitial nephritis antigen-like (gene Swim). Bases 147 to 1523 code for a protein of 458 amino acids. Lineage: Eukaryota; Metazoa; Arthropoda; Insecta; Coleoptera; Brentidae. Gene Ontology annotation, biological process: proteolysis. The record is from RefSeq and is a predicted model, not a curated record. Gene Ontology annotation, molecular function: cysteine-type peptidase activity. The transcript has 9 exons. Gene Ontology annotation, cellular component: lysosome.
UAGCACGGUCGAGUGGAAAGACGGCUUCAGUCCGCCAGUCGCAAUCGGUGCGCGUUCGGUGCUGAAAGUACUUUGCCGUGAUUAAAAUCUUAUCGGUAAUCGGUGCUUCGGUGUGUUGCCUACUUUAGCGGUUUAAAAAAGAAAAGAUGAUCACCAGGGUGCGAUGGACGUUCAUAUUCCUGCUAGUGUACGUAACUAUAGCAUCCUUGCAACCAGUCGAUGAUUUCUCCGAUAUCAUGGGGCCAUUCUGCGUAAACAUCGGUUGCUGCAACAACAGGAUAGACUCGUGUUCCGAACCAAUUAGAGGGACUUUGUGUUACUGCGACGAGUUCUGCAACCGAACGGACGUCCACGACUGUUGUCCGGACUACUGGUCGUUUUGCCACGGUAUAUAUAUCACGACGCCACUGCCGCCUCCGACCACACGCCGUCCGGAACCGCCUCCAGAGAUCAGAGCCUGCCUGUACAACGACAGGACUUGGCCCGUUAACGGGACAGUCCGCGAGAACUGUAACGAAUGCAAGUGCGUUGACGUUGGCUACACCGUCGAAAUGAUGUGCGAGAAAAAUAUUUGCCUCGUGGACGAGGCUAUAAUCAACACCGUCAACAACCGCGAGGUCCAUUACGGUUGGACAGCCGCAAAUUAUUCGAAAUUUUGGGGUAGAACUCUAGACGACGGCAUUCGUUACAGAUUAGGUACGCUGCAACCACAAAAGGCAGUGUUAGGGAUGCACUCAAUGAAACGCAUUUACGACCCUUCCGCAUUGCCGAAGGAAUUCAACACGGAGACCAGAUGGCCCAGGUACAUCUCGGGCAUUCGCGAUCAGGGUUGGUGCGGGUCAUCCUGGGCCAUUUCUACCGCGGCCGUUGCGUCGGACAGAUAUGGCAUAGUCUCUAAGGGUCUGGAAGAGGUUCAGCUCAGCGCGCAGAACAUCAUUUCCUGCGAAACCAAAGACAAAGGAUGCGAGGGAGGAAGAUACGAUCGAGCCUGGAACUUCGUACGGAAAUUUGGAUUGGUCGACGAAAAUUGUUUCCCCUACGUCGGUAACACUACGUCGUGUCGCAUCAGAAGGUUCGGAGAUCUAGCGACCGCGGGCUGUACGGCUCCGCGCUACAGCGAGAGGACAGGAAGGUACAAGGUGGGUCCUUCGUACAAGCUGGGCAACGAGACGGACAUCAUGUACGAGAUGAUGAGGUCGGGUCCCGUUCAAGCUACUAUGAAGGUCUACCAUGACUUCUUCUCCUACAGUAACGGAGUUUACAGGCAUACUGAUUUGACUUUGGCCCGUAAACAGGGAUUCCACUCGGUGAGGAUCGUAGGAUGGGGCGAAGAAUACACCGCAUCCGGGUUGCAGAAAUAUUGGAAAGUGGCAAACAGCUGGGGCACCGACUGGGGUGAGAACGGUUACUUCCGAAUCCUGAGAGGGUCGAACGAGUGCGACAUCGAGUCGUACGUUUUGGGGGUGUGGCCUGAAGUGGACAGAAAGAUCCUGACCGCUUCACCACUGUGGACGCGCUCUUAACUAACGAUCUCGGCCGAGCUGUCAGUCAAGUGAAACGAUUCCCCCAUUUUACGCCACAUUUCAUGUCUCUGUAUUAGCAACAACACUGCCAGCGGAUCGGAAACUCAUUAGAAAAGAAGCCGCUUUUUUACCAUUUUGAUCUGACGUGUUCUUAAAACUGCCCUGUAAAUAUGUGUUCACGAUACUCGAAGGCCGUUGCCCUAUUUAUUUUAUGUACCCGUAAUCAUCUCUCUUUUCAAUAAGGUUGUAAGAUAAAAUUUGUUUUUUAUUUCUAUACCUUUUACGUGUUUACAGUUUCAUAUCGUGCGUUUAUCAAUUAACUUUAAUGUAUAUAUAAAACAAUAAAUGCGACAAAUUGUGUUUGUUA